AUGGACGGUUACGUAAUCCAGGAAGAGCACCAGUCUAUUGGUUCAAUCUUUGGCAAACCGCCAAGUCUUUCUGAUUACGGACUACAACCACCAGCAAGGGUAUUUGAAUUGGUUGAUGAUAGGCUGAAAAUUUUGUUUAGAGACGCUGGAAUAAUAGACAAAGUUCAGGAGUUGUACAAAGUCUUGGAGAGAUUUUCUCAUGGAACUUUUAAGGUUAUAAAUCAUAAAGGACAGGUCUUUACCGGUACAGACGCGGACAAACUGGAAAAUCACGACUCUUAUACGUUUGUGGUAUCUGUUAUCACGCUGCAAACGAUAGACGUUGGAAAAUUGAUUCAAAAAGCCAUUGCAGGAUUGAUGUUUACAGAAGUGAUGAAAGGGUGGUUUUUACAAAACGCGAUGCUCGCGUUACAUCCAAAGGUCAAGCCAAAUCGUCUCAAUCACGAAUGCCAUUCCUCUCGAUGGACUAUAAUCGCCUACGACUACUCGACGCUUGAGUUAACCACGCCGCAAUCGCCAGAACCCCUCUAUUGUUGUGCAAUUUCAUCAGAUUCACUGAUAGUGACUGACGGAGACACGUCUCGGCAAUCGAGUACGUUGUACGUGAAAAUAUCAAGUUGGGAUGAAGAUGACAUUAUUGGUUGGGGUGUUUUGAAUAUCAAAGUCAGAUUUUCUAAAACAAUUGACGACUAUGAGGGCUAUGAUGCCUGGCUAGUUGAUUAUAGGAAGUCGCCAAUAACCAAAACCUCCCACAGCCAGUCUACUCUUGACCAGAUGGUCUAUGACGUUGCAGCUGUGAUCGACGAAUUCUAUCCUGUUGGCCAAGGUCACUGUUGUAGAGGUGCUCUAUGCCAUAGCGCAUCGUUAUGCUUUGGAUUAUUGUGCAGACAUGAGAAUAUUAGCGAAGCGAUUCACAAUAAUCAAGAUGAAUUCUUUGGAAUGGUAAAUCUUACGGCCAUCCCCCAUUUGAAGAAGAUGUUGAAUGCUGGGAAACUUGUGGAUGAUAAAGGACGAAAUGUUUAUGUAACAGAAGAGAAUAUUCGGUCAAAUUUGAAUUCCCAAUUGCUUUUAUUAGUGGAAGGCGGAACACAUAGAAAUCGUUCGAGGAUUAAUGAUAAGGAUAAUUAUGACAGAUACGCGGUUGACGGUUAUGGCCAUCUUGAUGCUUGGUGGGCAAAUUCUGCACACGAGAAAGUCUUAAUAACUCUGUCAAAGAUUCCGAUAUAUACGACAUAUAUAGUAUCCAACAAUAAGCUCUCGCCAUGA
Messenger RNA from Paraglomus occultum, 1266 nucleotides. The record is from the annotation of a GenBank genome assembly. NCBI's taxonomy places the organism in Eukaryota, Fungi, Glomeromycota, Glomeromycetes, Paraglomerales, Paraglomeraceae.